AUGUUCCUGGUGGGGCUCUCRGGAGGCAUCGCCACGGGGAAGAGCACGGUGGUGGCCAUGCUGCGGGAGCUGGGCUGUGCCGUCAUCGACGCCGAUGUCAUUGCCAGGGAAGUGGUGCGGCCCCGCCGCAAGGCCUACCGGCAGAUCGUGCAUCACUUUGGCCCCGGGAUCCUGCUGGAGAGCGGAGAGAUCAACCGCGAGGCCCUGGCACGCAUCAUCUUCUCGCAGCCGCAGGAGCGGCAACUGCUGAACGCCAUCACGCACCCCGAGAUCCAGAAGGAGAUGCUGAAGCAGGUCCUGAAGUACUUUGUGCUCGGCUACCGCUACGUGAUCCUCGACAUCCCCCUGCUCUUCGAGACCAACCGACUGACCAAGUUCAUGAAAUACACAGUGCUGGUCUACUGCGACCCGCGCACGCAGCUGGAGCGGCUCAUGCGGCGGGACGGGCUGCCGCGCGCCGAGGCGCAGGCCCGCAUCGCCUGCCAGCUGCCGCUGCACGAGAAGCGCCGCCUGGCCACCCACGUCGUGGACAACUCGGGCGAGCGCGCCAGCACGCGCCGGCACGUGCUGCGCCUGCACGGCCAGCUCGCCGCCUCGCGCGCCUUCCUGUGGGCACGGCUCGCGGCCGCCGCCACCGCCGCCGGCCUCGCCRCGCUCCUCUGCUGCCUCCUCCGGCCCUUCCUCUCCUAA
Messenger RNA from Nothoprocta perdicaria, 690 nucleotides. RefSeq names its product dephospho-CoA kinase domain containing (gene DCAKD). The transcript is spliced from 4 exons. Lineage: Eukaryota; Metazoa; Chordata; Aves; Tinamiformes; Tinamidae. The record is from RefSeq and is a predicted model, not a curated record. Gene Ontology annotation, biological process: coenzyme A biosynthetic process. The coding region runs from base 1 to 690 and encodes 229 amino acids. Gene Ontology annotation, molecular function: ATP binding; dephospho-CoA kinase activity.